AUGGAAAUCCUUGCUAUUGAAACGAUAAAAUUUGUAAUUUCCAGUGUCCACAUCCGUCUUCAUAUGCCGGAGGUGGUCCGCCAGCAUACGCAUUUCCACAAUGUCUACAAGUUGCCAAGGAAAAUCCAUCCAGUUCCUGCACCACCACCCACAACGAUCGCAACAUUGCCACCGAUGGGAAAACCUCAUGUACAACUUUUGGGCUAUACAACGUCAGUGGGAAAUUCGGGACCAAUGUCCCCUAAUAUAAUGCAGCUAAUGGGAACAGCAGCCGCACCCACUCUAAUGCCAACGCCUACGAACAUGAUAAUGCCCAACUAUGGCCCAGCCUUAUUCGAUAAUUACAACCAAGAAUCAGUUUUAAGUGCCACAACCACCACAACGACAAUGAGACCUCCGAUUUUGAAAGCCUCCAAGCAGCAGCAACAACAAUUGUUGCAACAAAUUUUCACACCCCAACAGCCCGAAGAUGAGGAUAACUCUGCGGAGGAUAAUCAGUUGGAAAGUAACUCUCUGCUUAAUAGCAACUUCCUUGAGGCUCUGCAAAGGGAAUAUCUUUCCAAGUUCGGUGGGCGAAGGAAACGCAAGAAAACCAAUUUAAAAUUGAGAAAUCCAAACAAGGAAUAUACAAAUUACUACCGGAGUAAACCUCAUUACUAUCAGGAUGAGGAUUUAUCAGAGAACUUUGAGGACUAUCAGGAUGAACAGCCACAGCAUGAGGAUUACGAGGAAGUGAUGGUCAUGAGUAGCCCCCAUAAAUAUGGAGGUUAUUACCCAACAGGAUCAGAGGAAAUGGAUCAGGAUCAUGCCCAUGGUUAUGACAGUGCUGUGGCUUUUAGUGGACAGGAUAAUAGCAUUUCAUCUUCCAUACCAACAAUGGAGGACUUUCUUGAGGAUGCUAAUAAUCCAGUUUCUGGUUUCAGUGGUGGCGGUGGUGGUGGUAACUUUGAUCCCUAUGGCAGCUCUAAUGACAUGUAUUCCCAACCCUGGCAACCCUCCUCAACAAGCUCUACAAUGGCUAACAGUUGGUCAAGACCCACUACCAAUUCGUAUGCUAGUUCAUCAUCAAAAGCACCAAAAUCCAGACCUGUUAGAUCUAGGGGACGAACUAAGGUACGUUAUGUCAAGUUAAUCACACGAAAGAAACGCAAAAAUCAUAUUCGUACCAAGAGAUAUCGACCAUAGGGUUAUAUUUUAUAUUUUCUAAGGGUUUCCAGUUACUUUUCUGUAGUUUAUGUUAAAUAAAAUGUUAAUUAUUUAUAAAGUAAACCAAAUUUGAGGAAGUAAAACCCUUAAAAAAUUGUUGAUUUAAUACAAAUAUUAUAAGAUUUUAUGAUAAAGGAAGUCAUCUUAAGAUAAAAAUCAAAUUUAUUCAAACUUAUGUAAGUCUUACCCCUUAUAAAUAUUCUUAAAUAUCUUCAA
Molecule: messenger RNA, 1422 nt
Organism: Drosophila eugracilis
Lineage: Eukaryota; Metazoa; Arthropoda; Insecta; Diptera; Drosophilidae
Exons: 1
Coding region: 1-1185 (394 amino acids)
Source: RefSeq, a predicted model, not a curated record